UACUUAAAUAAUCAACAAAUUAUUAACAAAUAUAAACAAAAUGUUAUGUAAAGCAUGUAAACGCAUAGCUCAACCUUCCGAAAUUGAAGAUUGCUUUGAAAAAGCUAUUGAUAUAAUAAAACACCAUUAUACUUUUUAUAAAAAUGCCCUACAACAACGUGACUUAGAAUUGCAACAAAUCAAGGAACGCAAUGAGAAACUUAACAAAGCUCUACAACCUCCUACAAAGGAAUCAUCAACCCCAACAGCAACAACAACAAACAACCUGCCAAACGUUUUAAGUCUCAACAUAGUGAUGAUUCCUGGUUGGGUAAUAAUUCUUCACAGGAAGACCGUGUUACCUCAGACCUUAGUCUAA
Messenger RNA from Lucilia sericata (common green bottle fly), 358 nucleotides. RefSeq lists its product as uncharacterized. The transcript has 2 exons. The record is from RefSeq and is a predicted model, not a curated record. The coding region runs from base 41 to 358 and encodes 105 amino acids. NCBI's taxonomy places the organism in Eukaryota, Metazoa, Arthropoda, Insecta, Diptera, Calliphoridae.